AUGGGUUCUUUACCGCCUCCAAUCCAGCUCGAUGCGCUCAUUGUGGGAGCCGGUUUUGGUGGAGUCUACCAGUUGAAAAGACUACGUGAGGAAGGCUACAAGGUCAAGGUUGUUGACAGCGCUUCGAACUGGGGCGGUGUAUGGUACUGGAACCGAUACCCGGGCGCCCGUGUGGACUCGACGAUUCCUCACUACGAGUUUUCAGACCCUUUGCUCUGGAAGGACUGGCGCUGGAAGCAGCGGUUCCCCGGCAGCGCCGAACUUCGAGACUACUUCGCUUUUGUCGCAAAGAGAUGGGAUCUAGACAAAGACGCCAUAUUCAAUACCAUGGUGACGGCGGCUACCUGGAACGAAGAGACUGCCAAAUGGCACGUAACGACUUCGACAGGCCAAACUUUUGUUGCGAAGUACCUACUACUGAACACCGGGUUCUCAGCCAAGAGACAUGUCCCCGACUGGCCAGGCAUCGACAAAUUCCGCGGGACCUUUGUUCACCCUUCGUACUGGACUAAAGAGGAACCCGAGCUCAAGGGUAAGAAGAUCGCGGUCAUUGGCACCGGAUCGACCGGCGUCCAACUUGCGCAGGAAUUGAGCCAGGUGGCGUCAGACUUUGUGUUGUUCCAGCGAACACCAAACCUGGCACUGCCGAUGAAACAGGUCGAAUACACCGGCGACGAACAGACCAUCCCACACAAGGAGUAUCCGGACCUCUUCGCAGGACGGCCAAGGUGCUUCAGCGGGUUUUCGUUCGACUUCCUGCCACGGGCCACCUUUGACGACACGGCCGAGCAAAGAAGGCAGACGUACGAAGAGCUCUGGGCCAAGGGGGACUUCCACUUCUGGCUCGCGACUUACCACGACAUGCUCAUCGACGAAAAAGCCAACAAGGAAGCGUACGACUUCUGGAAAGCCAAAGUGCGCGCGCGCAUCCACGACGCGGACCUCCACGAGUCCCUCGCGCCGGAGAUGCAGCCGCACGCGUUCGGUUGCAAGCGCAUCUCGUUGGAGAACGGCUUCUACGAGAUCUUCAACCAGCCCAACGUCACACUGGUCGACAUGAGCCGCACACCGAUCGUCGAGUUCACUACCCGCGGCAUCCGCACCGCCGACAACAGGGAAUUCGAGUUCGACUACAUCGUCUGCGCCACGGGCUUCGACGCCAUCACCGGCGGCCUCAAACAAAUCGACAUCACCGGCACCUCUUCCGCCCGGAAACUCGCCCAGAAGUGGGAAACCGGAACAAGAACGUACCUGGGCCUCUGCGUCUCCGGAUUUCCAAACAUGUUCUUCACCUACGGACCCCAGGCCCCGACGGCGCUCUGCAACGGUCCCACCUGCGCAGAGGUCCAGGGCGACUGGAUCGUCCAGAUGGUCAAGGACAUGGACGCCGCCGGCUACUCCAGGAUCGAGGCCAACCCGGACGUGGAAGAGAAGUGGGCACAGGACGUCUGGGAGAUUGCCAACAAGACGCUGCUGCCCAAGACAAAGUCGUGGUAUAUGGGUGACAAUAUCCCCGGGAAGCCAAGGGAGCCGCUCAUCUAUCUUGGCGGCGUGGCAAAUUACUACAAGACCAUCAAUGAGUGUGCCCAGCAAGGUUACAAGGGGUUUACACGCGCAUAG
Fonsecaea multimorphosa CBS 102226 is the source of this 1620-nucleotide messenger RNA. RefSeq lists its product as uncharacterized. The transcript has 2 exons. Bases 1 to 1620 code for a protein of 539 amino acids. Gene Ontology annotation, molecular function: N,N-dimethylaniline monooxygenase activity; NADP binding; flavin adenine dinucleotide binding. The record is from RefSeq and is a predicted model, not a curated record. NCBI's taxonomy places the organism in Eukaryota, Fungi, Ascomycota, Eurotiomycetes, Chaetothyriales, Herpotrichiellaceae.